GACUGCCCUGCAUUGUUGAUACACACGCCGCCCUCUCAACACUGUCUUCGCCUCUCCCACGCUCCCAGGCUCCCCUCACACCAAGUCGCCGCCCCGAGGCCCCCAUCACCCGCAAUGGCUACCGCAUAUGGUGCACCGCAGCCCUCGGUCUACCCUGAGAGCUACGUUGGUUUCGACAGCAUCACCAAGCAGAUUGAGAAGAAGCUCGUCAAGCGGGGUUUCCAGUUCAAUGUCAUCUGCGUCGGACAGACUGGUCUCGGCAAGUCGACCCUCAUCAACACCAUCUUCGCCUCGCACCUCAUAGACAGCAAGGGUCGCAUGCAGCCCGAUGAGCCGAUCCGCCAGACCACCGAGAUCCAAGCUGUCUCCCACACGAUCGAGGAGAAUGGCGUGCGUCUGCGCCUCAACAUCGUCGACACCCCCGGCUACGGUGACCUGAUCAACAACGAGCGCUGCUGGGACCCCAUUGUCAAGUACAUCAAGGACCAGCACAGCGCCUACCUUCGCAAGGAGCUCACCGCCCAGCGUGAGCGCUACCUCCAGGACACGCGCAUCCACUGCUGCCUGUUCUUCAUCAACCCCUCCGGUCACGGCCUCAAGCCCAUUGACAUUGUCGUGCUCAAGAAGCUGAGCGAAUUCGUCAAUGUUGUUCCCGUCAUUGCCAAGAGCGAUAGCUUGACCCUUGAGGAGCGCGCCGAGUUCAAGGAGAGGAUAAAGGAGGAGUUCGCCUUCCACAACCUGCGCAUGUACCCGUACGACAACGAGGAGCACGACCAGGAGGAAGUUGCCCUCAACACCUCCAUCAAGAGCAUCAUCCCCUUCGCUGUUGUCGGCUCCGAGAAGAACAUCGUUGUGAACGGCAAGCAGGUCCGAGGUCGCCAAAAUCGCUGGGGCUUCAUCAAUGUCGAGGAUGAGAACCACUGCGAAUUCGUAUACCUUCGCAACUUCCUGACCCGCACCCACUUGCAGGACUUGAUCGAGACGACGUCCCAAAUCCACUACGAGUCCUUCCGUGCUAAGCAGCUGCUCGCACUCAAGGAGAGCUCCGCUGUCGGUGGCGGUCACAGCUCGCGCCCGAUCUCGCCCGCCGCAGACCGCGAACUGAGCAGGAACAGCCAGCGGAUGACCAUGAACGGGUACUAGGAGUUCCCUGCUCAUAGUCGGGUCGACAGCAUUGGGGCCAAGACGGCGGGACCUCCUGGGCCAAGGGUCGCCCCCAUAAUCGACCCGAUCAAUUGAGGGCACGAAAGCACACGGGCAGCGAAGAGGAAGCGAGAGGUGGUUUGCGGUAUGAUACCAGUGCAGGUCUUAGCACGUUGACUUAGCCGAGCGGGGCGUUCGUUGUGGGUUGCAAAGCGCUAUACAUUCUAAUAACUUCUUUAGUAAGGCAUGGAUUAUUUUUUUUUCACUUCAAUCCGACUACGAUUCUUCUCCUUUGUUCAGCGCAGGUGGGGGAUGUGGAGGUGGUAGACGGAGGUAUGGCUGGUUGUACGGGCCUCACACUUCAGGAUAGCGGCGAUAAUGCUGAGACAAAAACAUUACGAGUAUC
Paraphaeosphaeria sporulosa is the source of this 1549-nucleotide messenger RNA. RefSeq names its product cell division/GTP binding protein. Gene Ontology annotation, molecular function: GTP binding; molecular adaptor activity; GTPase activity. Gene Ontology annotation, biological process: cytoskeleton-dependent cytokinesis. Gene Ontology annotation, cellular component: cell division site; septin complex; microtubule cytoskeleton. NCBI's taxonomy places the organism in Eukaryota, Fungi, Ascomycota, Dothideomycetes, Pleosporales, Didymosphaeriaceae. The transcript has 4 exons. Bases 115 to 1143 code for a protein of 342 amino acids. The record is from RefSeq and is a predicted model, not a curated record.